Bubalus bubalis (water buffalo) is the source of this 2133-nucleotide messenger RNA. RefSeq names its product F-box and leucine rich repeat protein 14 (gene FBXL14). Gene Ontology annotation, molecular function: protein binding. The transcript has 3 exons. Gene Ontology annotation, biological process: SCF-dependent proteasomal ubiquitin-dependent protein catabolic process. NCBI's taxonomy places the organism in Eukaryota, Metazoa, Chordata, Mammalia, Artiodactyla, Bovidae. The record is from RefSeq and is a predicted model, not a curated record. Gene Ontology annotation, cellular component: SCF ubiquitin ligase complex. The coding region runs from base 236 to 1684 and encodes 482 amino acids.
CAGCGGGGCUGAGCCCAGCGAGGGCCGGGCCGCGGGGGCGCCCGCCCGGGAUGUGAACGCCGAGCGCGCCGGGCGGGGAGGGCGGGCAGGAAGGACGCGCGGACUGGAGGAGGAGCGGCGCCGAGCCGGAAGGCGGGAGGCGCGUCCGUUGGGCCCGCGGCGCGGCCGGCCAGCCGCCUCGUCGCUCGGGCGGGAGCGGGGCCCGCGCCUCCUCCCCGGCGCCGCGGGGAGGAAGAUGGAGACGCACAUCUCGUGCCUGUUCCCGGAGCUGCUGGCCAUGAUCUUCGGCUACCUGGACGUGCGCGACAAGGGGCGCGCGGCGCAGGUGUGCACGGCCUGGCGGGACGCCGCCUACCACAAGUCGGUGUGGCGGGGGGUGGAGGCCAAGCUGCACCUGCGCCGGGCCAACCCGUCGCUGUUCCCCAGCCUGCAGGCCCGGGGCAUCCGCCGGGUGCAGAUCCUGAGCUUGCGCCGCAGCCUCAGCUACGUGAUCCAGGGUAUGGCCAACAUCGAGAGCCUCAACCUCAGCGGCUGCUAUAACCUCACCGACAACGGGCUGGGCCACGCGUUCGUGCAGGAGAUCGGCUCGCUGCGCGCGCUCAACCUGAGCCUCUGCAAGCAGAUCACCGACAGCAGCCUGGGCCGCAUCGCCCAGUACCUCAAGGGCCUGGAGGUGCUGGAGCUGGGCGGCUGCAGCAACAUCACCAACACCGGCCUCCUGCUCAUCGCCUGGGGCCUGCAGCGCCUCAAGAGCCUCAAUCUCCGCAGCUGCCGCCACCUCUCGGACGUGGGCAUCGGGCACCUGGCCGGCAUGACGCGCAGCGCGGCCGAGGGCUGCCUGGGCCUGGAGCAGCUCACGCUGCAGGACUGCCAGAAGCUCACGGACCUGUCCUUGAAGCACAUCUCCCGGGGACUGACGGGCCUGAGGCUCCUCAACCUCAGCUUCUGCGGGGGCAUCUCGGACGCCGGCCUCCUGCACCUGUCGCACAUGGGCAGCCUGCGCAGCCUCAACCUGCGCUCGUGCGACAACAUCAGCGACACGGGCAUCAUGCAUCUGGCCAUGGGCAGCCUGCGCCUGUCGGGGCUGGACGUGUCCUUCUGCGACAAGGUGGGGGACCAGAGCCUGGCUUACAUCGCGCAGGGGCUGGACGGCCUCAAGUCCCUGUCCCUCUGCUCCUGCCACAUCAGCGACGACGGCAUCAACCGCAUGGUGCGGCAGAUGCACGGGCUGCGCACGCUCAACAUCGGCCAGUGCGUGCGCAUCACGGACAAGGGCCUGGAGCUCAUCGCGGAGCACCUGAGCCAACUCACCGGCAUCGACCUGUACGGCUGCACCCGCAUCACCAAGCGCGGCCUGGAGCGCAUCACGCAGCUGCCCUGCCUCAAGGUACUCAACCUGGGCCUUUGGCAGAUGACGGACAGUGAGAAGGUAAGAAUACUGCUCGCCUUAAGUCAGCCAGCCACUGAGUCCAGGCCCUUUUGCUCCCCAAGAAGGAUCAACUACAGACUGCACCUUGGUUUCAUGGAAGGUGACCUCCCGGAAGCUACCACCGUCUUUAUCCACGGCGCCUGUGAGCUUCGCGUCCCGCCAGCAGGUGGCAGCGUUGUCUGUGAACUGCUGCCCAGUUCCGAGCACCCGACAGAGAACUUCAAGCGGGAGAACCUCACGCCUCCAGAAAGAUGAAACGGAAUUUUCCAGUUUCAGCGGGGUCAGGGAUCCCCUUCCUGGGCACGCCGUUCGGGGAGCAGGUAUCAGAUGCGCCCUGAGGACGGUUCCCUGAUGUCGCUGGCAGGGACCAAAUGUCACUGUCUAAUUUCAGUUUAAGACCAUCAUAUAUAAAUCCUGUUAGAUUGGCAUAUUCAGGGGGUUGGGGAGAACAACUUGGGAAAAUGUUUGCCCUCAUACAUGGAAAUAUCCAUUUUAACAGGAGGAGCAAAGGUGCUGGCUUUUUUCAACUACAAAACUAAAAAAAAACAGAAGGAUACUGUUUGUGAUGAAAAAUUCUAGAGCUCCUUGGAAAAGAAACAACUAUUUUAAAAUUUGGGGAGUAUCAAUUCUUUUGUUUUUAAUCAAAAUGAGUAUCUUCUAAAGGAACCUGUGAACCUGAGAACAAUUAAAAGGCUGAUAAAGCA